AUGGGAAAGCUUGUACGACUAGUUCGUGGCAUUUGGGUGAAAGCCGAGACCGGAGAGUGGGAUUUUAAGUACGACCCUUCGGACCGAGGGUUCGGAGUGAUGAUAUGGGAAAAUGAGACUUUGGAGUCAUUGAUGGGAGUGGUUCGAACGAGGUACUUGCUGCUUCACACAACUCCGGUUGUUCUCACAUACCAGUACCCGGAGUGA
Molecule: messenger RNA, 207 nt
Organism: Arabis nemorensis
Lineage: Eukaryota; Viridiplantae; Streptophyta; Magnoliopsida; Brassicales; Brassicaceae
Source: the annotation of a GenBank genome assembly